CCCUCGGGCUUCAAAAUCUUAUCUCAGACAGUCAAAAUGAAGAUCCUCCCUGUACUCUUUGCCUUUCUCACAGCCUCUGCUGUAGGGCAGUCUAUCUCUCCACCCACUCAAGCUAAUCUGUCCCCAACAACCCAAGAGGUUACGGUCGAUGAAGCACUCCCGAAUAUUUCUGCUCGGGGCUUUGGGAAGUUCAAGAACAUCUUUGAUAAAGUAAAGAAGGGUGGUGAUAAAGGCAAAAAGUCUAAAGACAAAAAACCUAAAGACAAACCCGAAAAAAAGAAGAGCGAAGACAAGAAGAAGGAUGAAAAGGAGUUAACGGAGAGCAAGACGUUGUCCAAGAAAAAGUUCAAAUUCAAGAGUCCCAAGAAGAGCGAUGGUAAGGGUAAGGGAGGAGGGGGGGCUGUGGUUGUCCAGUCAAUGGCUCCCACUGGCCUAAAAGCUCCGCUACUCUUCAUUGGAGGGCUAUUUAUUCUAACUACACCGUUGAUGGUUCACUGA
Molecule: messenger RNA, 498 nt
Organism: Blastomyces gilchristii SLH14081
Lineage: Eukaryota; Fungi; Ascomycota; Eurotiomycetes; Onygenales; Ajellomycetaceae
Exons: 4
Coding region: 37-498 (153 amino acids)
Source: RefSeq, a predicted model, not a curated record